AUGUCGAAUUGAAAAACAAAAAAUAACGCAUUCGAAAAAAUAUGGACGAAUAUAAAGAACUAAUAAAUAUGUAGGAAAGAACAAGAUCAUAAUUCUAAAAGAUUCAAGAAUUUUAUUAUUUGCUAUAUUAUUAUACAAAUACUUUUAGCUAAUUUAUGCAUUUUUUACUUUUUUUUUUGCCGACGAAAAAAUAAAAAAGUAACAUUUUGAAAAUAUUAUUCAUCCGAAUUAAGCAAUAUUUUUGAUACAUAACAAAACAAGGUGCAUUUAAAAAAAUUAAUUUUGCAUUCUCAUUUUACGCUUCCCAUUUUGCGAACCUAAUCGCUAUUUCGACGAAGUAGACUUUUUUGUAUUGCAAGCAAAACGUAAAAACAAAUUUCAAUUUGCGAAGAUUAACGCAAACGUCGUACAUCAGUAAACCCCCCCCCGAACGUAGCAUACGGACACUUACCACUAUCAUAUACGUACAUCUAUACAGCAUUUCAAAAUGGCAGACAAUUUGAAAGAUAUUGACAUUAACAACUUUGGCCCACAAAUCGAUAACAUCAUUAAGGAAGCCUUUAAAACGUGUGUAGUUCAAUCAGAAAAGGCAUGCCAACGUAACUACAUUCCAGCCGUCGUGAUGGCCGUGCUGAUUUUUAACGCUCUUGUGUAUAUUGGCCACAAGCUAGGAAGAAACUUUUUAAUCCAACUGUAGGCUUAUCAAUGGAAGGUAGAACUUAGCGGGUCCAUGUAAUUAAAAAGAAUGGAGAAGUAGCAGGGCGGGCGAUCCCCUUGGAA
Messenger RNA from Plasmodium vivax (malaria parasite P. vivax), 780 nucleotides. RefSeq lists its product as hypothetical. The coding region runs from base 488 to 697 and encodes 69 amino acids. The transcript has 2 exons. Lineage: Eukaryota; Apicomplexa; Aconoidasida; Haemosporida; Plasmodiidae. The record is from RefSeq and is a predicted model, not a curated record.